ACUCUUAUAUAUUACUAGUCCAGCUACAAAAAACCUGUUUGAUCAAUUACUUCACCACCAAAACCAAAGCUAGCCAAAAAUGACACAGAAGAUUGAAUCACAUCCUUCAACCAUAACAGCAGCCACCACAGAACCACCACAAACCACCCAAGAACUCCCUAUAACGACCACCACAGCCACCACCACAAAAAAACAUAAACUCACACUCAUCCCUUUAAUUUUCCUCAUAUAUUUUGAAGUAGCUGGUGGUCCAUAUGGUGAAGAACCAGCAGUUAAAGCAGCUGGUCCUUUACUAGCAAUUCUUGGUUUUCUAAUUUUUCCAUUUAUUUGGAGUGUUCCUGAGGCUUUAAUCACUGCUGAACUUUCAACAACUUUUCCUGGUAAUGGUGGUUUUGUUAUAUGGGCUGAUAAAGCUUUUGGUCCCUUUUGGGGUUCUUUAAUGGGAACUUGGAAAUUCUUAACUGGUGUUAUAAAUAUUGCAUCUUUUCCAGUUUUGUGUAUUAGUUAUUUAGAAAAGAUUUUUCCUGUUCUUUCGUCUGGGGUUCCAAGAAAAUUGACAAUUCUUGGAUCAACUCUGUUUUUAUCUUUUGUUAACUAUACUGGUUUAACAAUUGUAGGGUAUGUUGCAGUUGCACUUGGAAUUAUUUCACUUGCACCUUUUAUUAUAAUGUCAUUGAUUGCUAUACCAAAAAUUCAUCCUCAUAGGUGGAUUAGUUUAGGCCAAAAGGGUGUGAAAAAAGAUUGGAAUUUAUUCUUUAAUACCCUUUUUUGGAACUUGAAUUUUUGGGAUAAUGUUAGUACUAUGGCAGGAGAAGUUGACAAUCCAAAAAAGACAUUUCCAGUAGCAUUAUUUUCAUCUGUUAUUUUUACUUGUUUGGGGUAUAUUAUUCCACUUUUGGCUGUGACUGGAGCUGUUUCAGUUGACCAAAAUGAUUGGGACACAGGAUUUAUGGCAAAUGCAGCAGAAAUAAUUUCUGGUAAAUGGUUGAAAUUUUGGAUUGAAAUUGGUGCUGUUUUAUCAGCUAUUGGAUUAUUUGAAGCACAAUUGAGUAGUUCAGCAUUUCAACUUUUGGGUAUGGCUGAAAUAGCAUUUUUGCCUAAGUUUUUUGGGUUAAGAUCUAAAUGGUUUAAUACACCAUGGGUUGGAAUAAUAUUAUCAACAGCAAUUUCAUUGGGAAUGUCUUAUAUGGAUUUUCAAGAUAUUAUUUCUUCAGCCAAUUUCUUGUAUAGUUUGGGUAUGCUUUUGGAAUUUGCAUCAUUUCUUUGGCUAAGGAGGAAAUUUCCAUUGAUUAAAAGACCUUAUAGAGUGCCAAUGAAAUUACCACUUUUGGUAAUUAUGUGCUUAAUUCCAUGUGGUUUUUUGGUAUUUAUUAUGGCUAUAGCAACAAAACUUGUGUAUUUGAUUAGUGGAUUGAUGACUGUAGGAGGGAUUGGUUGGUAUUUUUUGAUGAAUUUUUGUAAGUCAAAGAAGUUGCUUAAGUUCAACAAUAAGGUAGAUGACAUUUAUGAGGAAUAAUUAAUAGGGAAGGCAGUUGUUGUAGUAUGACUUUUCUCUUUCUUUUUCUUUUUUUUUUUUUGCAAGAAAGAAACUUGUGAAGACUUUUGAUAGAUGUGACUUCAUAUUGUAAAAUUGUUACUUUAAUUCUCAAAGAAUUGAAUGCAAGAUGUUCAUUA
This is a messenger RNA of Nicotiana tabacum (common tobacco), 1674 nucleotides long. RefSeq names its product putative polyamine transporter At3g13620. NCBI's taxonomy places the organism in Eukaryota, Viridiplantae, Streptophyta, Magnoliopsida, Solanales, Solanaceae. Gene Ontology annotation, cellular component: membrane. Gene Ontology annotation, biological process: transmembrane transport. Gene Ontology annotation, molecular function: transmembrane transporter activity. The record is from RefSeq and is a predicted model, not a curated record.